This is a messenger RNA of Puccinia triticina, 816 nucleotides long. RefSeq lists its product as uncharacterized. The record is from RefSeq and is a predicted model, not a curated record. Lineage: Eukaryota; Fungi; Basidiomycota; Pucciniomycetes; Pucciniales; Pucciniaceae. Bases 1 to 816 code for a protein of 271 amino acids. The transcript is spliced from 2 exons.
AUGCCUGGAAUCGGAUUGCCCGAAGGAAUCACCCCGGACGGUCAGGGCUCGCUGGGUACCGAGGAACUGGACUACUUGACGUCAUCGCUUGCGCUCGCAGCCGCCGACCCCGUAGGACUUGAGUCGAGCCGGCCGCCGCAAACCAAUCCAGUCCUGAAAGAAUCGACGACCAGCGAUGACUUGAUCCCUGCAGGAGACCCCUGUCACCAUAACCUGAAGCUCCGCAACUUGUCGGUGCAGCUGUUGCAGCGGGUCACUGCUCGGACGAUCCUCGGCUUCGUCCUGUCCCUGCUCGAGGGUGAAGACCUGGCACCUUUCCGCAACAACCAGCCCUCCGACCUCUCUUCUUCUACCUACUCCCUCACACGCGAAUCAAUCAUCAAGUCCGUCCAGAAAAACCGCGACUCGUUCGCCAGACAGUCCCGCUCUGAGGCUCAGCUCAUCAUUGGUAACUGCUUACUAAUCACUCGAGCAAAGAUCCUGGACGACUUUGAAAACGACUUGACAGAAUCCAAUGAUGAUAACCGAAAUGCAGCAGAUGAACUAGAAGCGAAAGAAAAGGGAGAUGCAAGAAAACUAGAAAGGAGAUUGAACGAAGAAAGCGUGUCAAGGAUAGUAGAAGAACAGUUGAAGGAAUUGAUCACGAAUCAAUUCACAGAGUAUUCGCACCAGUUCCUCAAUCCGGAUGAUGAUCAUUCGGCGUUCAGUAGAUCGAUCAGUUUGGUCGAGGCCUCGAACUUGAUCAGCUUCUCCGGUCAAGUCUUUUACUGGAAUCGAUUCUUUGAUCUUCUCUUUCUUAGCCCCAAUCCACUGUAA